AUGACGCGAGCUGAGCGUGAGGCAGCAACCCGCGGAAUCGGGCCGGGCUCGGCCGGGACAACAACAAACUCCCCGCGGUGUGCCGGUGCUGGACUGCCUGCCGCUCCUCGUUGCGGCGACCCUGCCACCGCGACACCGCGACGCCGCGACGCCGCGCUGCAAGUGGCGAUGACUCAAUUAGGCCGCUACGCGCCACGCGGACAAAGUGUGUGUGUGUGUGUGUGUGAGUGUGCGUGUGCGUGUGUGUGUGUGUGUGUGUGUGUGUGUGAGAGAGAGAGAGAGAGAGAGAGAGAGAGAGAGAGAGAGAGAGAGAGAGAGAGAGAGAGAGCGGCGGGCUGGGCUGCAAUUUCACUUCGAUCGGUCCGCGUUUUGCCGGUGAUUCUCCACGCCGGGCCCGUCGUCGCUCGCCAUUCCGGGACUGGCUGGCAACACGGCGGGUGACAACGUCGCGACGAAAAAAAAUCCUCCCGGGAUUCGAACCCGCAGCGCGGCCGCUGAUGGUGACUGCGGACGAUGGGGACGUCAGCGGCGAUUUCCACGUCGACGAUGCUCCGUCCGAUCUGCUGUGGGAAGCGCUGUUGGACGACUCGAUACAAGAGGCCGCGUCGCAGGAGGUGGUUGACGCCGUCGACAGCGGCGUGGUGCUGGCGGCGGUAGUGAUGGCGGUGCUGGCCGUGCUGUCCCUGGCCAUCGCCCUCUCCUUGCGGCCCUCCAGGGCGCCGCGGAGCGACGGAGUCCGCGCCUCGCGCCUCGGAGUGCACGGAGUGCACGGAUACACCGCCAACCCGCACCGGAAGCAUUCCGCCGCGUGA
This is a messenger RNA of Thrips palmi, 812 nucleotides long. RefSeq lists its product as uncharacterized. The transcript is spliced from 2 exons. Bases 498 to 812 code for a protein of 104 amino acids. NCBI's taxonomy places the organism in Eukaryota, Metazoa, Arthropoda, Insecta, Thysanoptera, Thripidae. The record is from RefSeq and is a predicted model, not a curated record.